Thrips palmi is the source of this 1687-nucleotide messenger RNA. RefSeq names its product aquaporin AQPAe.a-like. NCBI's taxonomy places the organism in Eukaryota, Metazoa, Arthropoda, Insecta, Thysanoptera, Thripidae. The transcript has 7 exons. Gene Ontology annotation, biological process: transmembrane transport. Gene Ontology annotation, molecular function: water channel activity. The record is from RefSeq and is a predicted model, not a curated record. Gene Ontology annotation, cellular component: plasma membrane. The coding region runs from base 138 to 926 and encodes 262 amino acids.
GACGCGCUCAGUCGCCUUGCAGCGAGUCUUGAGUGUGCCAAGCCGCCAGGCCCACUGUUGGCUGACCCGCGCGCCGCCGUCGUAGCGCCGUCGCAGUUCCGCGAGAGCAAGGACCAGAGGGGAACCGAACCACCGCCAUGGAGAAGUCCGAGUCCGGGAUGGAGAGAUUCAAGCGGGAGCUGAUCGGCACGGAGUUCAAGGACAUGAACGCCGAGAAGUGGAGGGCCAUCGUGCGCCGCGCCCUGGGCGAGCUCUUCGCCACCGCCACGCUCGUCUUCAUCGGCUGCAUGGGGCUGGUCGGCGGGCUGUCCAAGACUCCGGACCACUUCGCCGUCGCCUUCAACUUCGGCAUCGCCGUCAUGGCGGGACUCAUUACCUUCAGCCACGUCUCCGGCGCCCACAUGAACCCCGGGCUUUCCCUCACGGCCAUGAUCCUGGGCAAGCUGUCGCUGCCCAUGUGGUUCAUCUACUCCGUGUUCCAGUGCCUCGGCGCCGUCCUGGGCUACGUCAUCCUCAUGGGCAUCACGCCGUCCAAGCACUUCGUGACCAACCCCGACAAGCCGAUGCCCAACCUGUGCUGCAACGUGCCCAACCCCCUGCUGCCCAUGAGCCAGGCGUUCUGGUCCGAGUUCGUCUUCUCGGCUCUGCUCAGCCUGCUGGCCUGCGCCGUGUGGGACAGGAGGAACCUGGACAAGCACGACUCCGUCUCCCUCCGCUUCGGCCUCGGCGUCUUCGCCAUCGCCUAUGGCGGAGUCCAGUACUCCGGCUGCAGUAUGAACCCUGCCCGUACCUUCGGCCCUGCCCUGGUCUGGAACUACUGGGACAACCACUGGCUUUACUGGGUGGCUCCCCUCCUCGCCAACAUCGUGGUCGCCACGUUCUACAGACUGGUGUUCCCGGAGCCCAAGCCCGCGCCCGUGGAGUAACCGACUUUCCUCAAGACAAAUAGAGUUCUUCGUGAUUCAUCAUACAGAUGCACUAUACUGUGAUAAGAGUACAACGCAGCCGCGCUGCCCUAUCAAAUUUCGAAUAUCGUGAAAAAAAAAAGUUUUCCCAGUACAUCCCUAAUUGAAAAAAUGUUUUACUUUGCGUGAUUGUGUUUUUCGAAAAACAUUUACAAGCUUUGAAAUACUUCUAUUUUCUUAAUGUGAACUUUAUAAUCAAGCGCUCUCUGAUGGAGUCACCCUAUACCUGCCACCAUUGCGGUAUAAUUUUAAUUGUUGUAAUUUUUAAUUAGCUGUCACCAAAGCCUUAAUGUGGAGCAUGGACGUACAUUUACUGUUCAGUGGGCUGGAUCCUCUCUGAUGGAGUGGCCAUGUUGUCGGGAGCGGUUUCUUAGGUUUCUGUUCACAAACGGCUGCCUCGAGCCGCCAGCGCGACGCAGCGUAGAAUGUUAAGUCAUACGUGCAACUCUGAAAAAAAAAAGAGUUUUGUGUCUGUAAAGCGUGAAGUCGGCAUCGGCAUGGUGGUAGCCGUGUUUGUGUGGUUUCUCCUGAUAGCUUUUCUGCUUAUUUUUUUUAGCACUGCUUCAAGAGAAAAGCUCUCCUUACAUAAAAUACGGACAAUUUAAAAUACAAGACUGAACUGUGUUGUGCAUCAAGGCGAUCAAUUACAUUUUAUUGUGUACCUUGUAGAAGCAAAUUAUGUAUAUCAAAUAACUCGUGAAAUAAACUAUUGCACAACCAAA